GCCACCGAGUGACGUAGUUGUAAGUUGCACACUGCCAAGUUAGAGAUAACUUCACUUCCUUCUAUCUGCAUACCUUAACAAUGCCGGAACUAUCAAGUAUGGAGAUUACUGCCAUCGUGGCUGGUGGACUAGCUGCUAUAAUACUCUGUGUGGCCAUCAUAUUGUGUAUUAUAAAACUAGGGAUCGGCAGCGAUCCGACGAAGGACGAUGACGGUACUACCGAUGUGCGAGCUGACGGUGUCAGCGAAUAUUUCAUGGUUGCGACUGACUAUCAUACCGCGGACACAGUGAGGGCGACUCCUCUAAGUAAAGUUGACCGAGGCACGGUAAUGGAAGACAAGAUACCUUACAGGAAAGUUGACGACAAUGAUUCUCAGACAACCGACGAGGACACAGAUGUCAAAAUAAGCCAGGAAAAUAUAGUUGGUAAGAGGCACGGUCAGUUGAUAACACCGGCAUUAACUAACAGUGAGGAAGACAACGCGAAACAGACAAACGUGUCAAAAACCGGCAACAUAGACGCCAUUGGACUGGAGAACUUUGCGUAUACGAUGCAAUCACACGAACCAGACAACAAUUUUCAAUUUCGCGGUGGGUUUGUCGACAGUGAUCAACCAAUUAAACUAACCGUAUUAUAAUUUCCAACUUAUCUAAGUGAACAGGUUUAAAUUUUGAACUAUGGCCGGGUAGGAAAACGGUGACAUAACAUACAGUACUCAGGCUUUAAAAACAAAUUACUGCAGAGACGUUUUAUUUAGAUAGCAUGGAUAAUGACAAAUUUAACAAAUUUGUACGUAGUUCUCGUUGAUUUUUUCUUAGUAAACAGUGUAUGGCAUUUAAACAAUUGUAAUUAACAUACAUUUUGGUUUAUCACUAUUGAAAGAGUAUUGCAUUGUAUUAUUGAAGCGCCCUCACAG
Saccoglossus kowalevskii is the source of this 917-nucleotide messenger RNA. RefSeq lists its product as uncharacterized. The record is from RefSeq and is a predicted model, not a curated record. Lineage: Eukaryota; Metazoa; Hemichordata; Enteropneusta; Harrimaniidae.